Messenger RNA from Aegilops tauschii subsp. strangulata, 624 nucleotides. RefSeq lists its product as uncharacterized. Lineage: Eukaryota; Viridiplantae; Streptophyta; Magnoliopsida; Poales; Poaceae. The record is from RefSeq and is a predicted model, not a curated record.
CCACUCGCAAGCACACUAGCCAGCAGCUCAGCAGCAGCACACGAAGAUGGGAAGCGCCGGAGCCACCCUCGUCCGCUUCCUGCUGUUGGCCUCGAUCGUCGCCGGGUUCGCGGCGCAUCUCGCCGCGGGGGAGAAGGACUGCUACGACGAGAGGGACAUGAUCAUGAGCAUCUGCAUCGAGAGCAUCAAGAAGCAGGGCUUCUACACGCCCCCGACCCCGGACUGCCGCCGCGAGGUGAAGAAGGUUGACGUGCCCUGCAUCUGCCGGGUCCUCACCGCCUCCGACGAGCGUACCGUCAGCCCCGUGAAGCUCGUCAUCCUCGCCCACGAAUGCCACAUCGAACUCCCCGUCGGGAGCAAAUGCGGAACUUACACCAUCGGGGGGCGGGUGCCACCACCAUCCGCGCAUGCGUGAGGAGUUUCGGUCAUGGGGAUCGCGCGAGAGGAAGGCCGGUGAAGGAGAUGGAGGGUUCAUGGCAGAAUAAUAACUAUAAAUAAAGUCCGCGCGUGCGUGCAUGCCGAGCUAGUGAGCUAUGGUCAUCGUCAUAAAAUGUAAUCUGCCAUGGCAUGUUACCGUGAGAUCCCAAUAAUAAUAAUAGUAAGAAUAAACGGAACGACUAAAAA